AUGACCUUGGACUGCAACUUCCCCGUCUCUUCUCCCUCUUCUUUACUGGUAUGCAAACCCUAAUGUUGCUUUGUAACCCUAAUUUUGCUCUGUAUUUCUGUUUAUGAGAAGGCUGCGAUGAUGAUGAGUUCAAAUAAUCUCGUUAAUCCGAUCUUCAUGUACGAGACGAUUCUAACAGACACAACACAUUUGAUCACCUCUCUCUCAAACCUACAUUUGAAGAAUAAAUGAUCUUGAGACUCCCAACCAUCCACACACAAGAGAUGAUCAACUUCAUUAGAGACAUAAGCCUGCACAAAUUGUAUAGAAGUACCAAUAGUCAGAACCAAGAGCAAAUCCUAUAAAGGUAGCAUGAAUUACCAUCAUGAAUAGAAAGGAAGAUAAUGAAUCACCUUGUCGUAGUCCCCAUUGAUCAUCAUAAAGAAAGGAGACAUGACUAAGGUCCCAAAAAUAAUCUAAUCAUCCUACCAAACACUGCAUCAAAGUUCUCCUGCCUAACCCGAGUCUCAAGAAAACAACAGAAACUAACAAUCCUACAUUUGACCGGGUCAUUCAACUUCGAAACUAACAAUCCUACAUUUGAUAGGGUCAUACGAACAGUAACCAUAGGGGCAUUAAUGAUUCCCCAUCCACCUCUACACACAACUCUAGUGACAAAAAAAAAACAGGCCUACCCACAGUAAGAUGAGUUUGCCACCUAAGUGCCACAGACUAUUAUCAAGCCCCUAGUCUCAAGACUCAGAUGUGAUGAAUUUAAAAAUAAUUAGGUCGUUGUCUAUUAUCAAGCCCUUAGUCUUAAGACUCAGAUGUGAUGAAUUUAAAAAUAAUUAGGUCGUUGUCUAGUAAAGUAAUCGUGGGUAUCUCCACACGUCCCCAAAUCCUCUAAAUAAGCCAAUAAAUCACGAAAUACAAUAGUUUCGCAUCCACAAAUUGACCCAUUAAGGAUUUGUCCCACAUACUAAUUCUCGCUUCAAGAACAUCCUCACAAGGUUCAACAACUCUAUCAUCCUCAACCAAUGGAGGAGUAAAUUCGAGGUCCCCUUUCAAUUCAACAAGAUCAUCCUCAAAAGGUGGAAUCACGCACUUCUCUCGACAAGUGAGAGGCGAUCGAAUGGUGGUUUCUGUUCAACGUGAUUGGAUCUGAGAUUGAUCUGCUCGCGUUUCUUUCUAGAUUUCUUCAAUUGGUUACUUGAUUCAUUGGUUGGUUACUUGAUUCAUUGGUAAAGCAUCUGGAUCUGAUGGUUUAGUUUGGAUGUGACUCGAUUGGUGUCCGGAUUUGGUGUGUUCGGUUGGAUAUGGAGUUUUGUUUGCAGGUGGUUCGUGUUUUGUAAAGCAUCUGGAUCUGAUGGUUUAAUUUGUUUUGUGUGCUAAAUCGAUGGUGCAUAAACGAUCACCGUUAAGAUUGAAGGAGAAGAAUGGUUCGCGAGUGUUGAGGCAGCCAUACCGUGUUAUGAAGCUUGAGAGUGAGCCAAUUGUUGUUGAGAAGGUUGGGUUGCGCUCGGAGAUGCAGGGUUCAGAGAUCCCUGUUAUGCAAUCGGACCGUUUGGAGGAGGGAAAGUUUGGUGGAACUGGUGUCGGAGAUAGGGAUUCGGUGGAUUUCAGUUCUGAGGAAGGUGGAGCGACGACCGUGGGGUUGAAGACGAAGGUGGCAUCAACCCUAGAACUGGUGGGUGCAAACCAGGUUUGGGGUGAAUUGGGUGGGGUUGGUUUUGGGGCUAGGGCUGUUGGGGGAACUGGGCUGGAUGUGCUGAAGAGUGGUUGGCUUCAAGUGAGGUUAAUGGGCAUUGUUUGAGUCCUACUUGGAGGAUGGGA
This is a messenger RNA of Benincasa hispida (wax gourd), 1812 nucleotides long. The record is from RefSeq and is a predicted model, not a curated record. NCBI's taxonomy places the organism in Eukaryota, Viridiplantae, Streptophyta, Magnoliopsida, Cucurbitales, Cucurbitaceae.